Carassius carassius (crucian carp) is the source of this 5087-nucleotide messenger RNA. Its product is annotated as adhesion G-protein coupled receptor G6-like. The transcript is spliced from 28 exons. Gene Ontology annotation, biological process: myelination in peripheral nervous system; adenylate cyclase-activating G protein-coupled receptor signaling pathway; heart trabecula formation. The coding region runs from base 283 to 4095 and encodes 1270 amino acids. Gene Ontology annotation, cellular component: membrane. The record is from RefSeq and is a predicted model, not a curated record. Gene Ontology annotation, molecular function: G protein-coupled receptor activity; laminin binding. Lineage: Eukaryota; Metazoa; Chordata; Actinopteri; Cypriniformes; Cyprinidae.
AGAACUGCCUCCAGCGGUUGGACAAGCUAAGCACAGUUUUGUCUAGUAAAACUCUUGUUAACGCUUUACCCAUCAUCUGUCUGCUCGGAGAACAGGUUCACCCAUCAAAAAUAGAUAUUUCAAUUAAUUUUAAAAUAUCUCCGGUGAUGAUACGUGUGUGUUAAUCACUGGCGCGGCGCGUGAAAGUUGAUGGUGGGCUGCCUCAGUCUCAAAAGUUCUCACAAGUUGUUCAAACAGGAGAAGAGAUAAUGCUUCUUCAACGAGACGAGCUUCAAUGAAAGAAUGAUUUCGUUCGUCAGUGGUAGGUGGUGGAGAUGGAGGUUCCAGAAAGCUCUCCCAGUUUUCCUGGUUCUGCUCUGCUUUUCGACCACAGUAGCACAGAGCUGCCAGAGUAGCGUCAGCUGCAAUGUGGUGCUCACUGACUCCCAGGGCUCUUUUACCUCCCCCUGCUACCCCAAUGACUACCCAUCCAGUCAGGCCUGCAAGUGGACCAUACAGGCCCCGACUGGCUUUAUAGUGCAGAUCACCUUCCUAGAUUUUGAGCUCGAGGAAGCACCCGGCUGCAUCUAUGACCGCAUCGUCAUCAACACUGGCACGAGCGAUGCCAAAUUUUGCGGCUUAACACCCAAUGGACUAACUCUCAACUCCAGUGGCAAUGUGAUGGAGAUUUCCUUUAACUCAGACUUUAGUGUCCAAAAGAAAGGCUUCCAUAUCAGUUACAAACAAGUGGCUGUGGCACUGAGGAACCAGAAGGUCACAAUGCCAAAAAGCAGCAAGAAUGUAGUGAGAGUGGCCAAUUCAGUCUCCAUUCCUGUUCUCACUGCAUUCACUGUGUGCUUUGAGAUCUCCCGCACUGCCCAGAAGAGCACAGAGACUAUCUUUACCAUGUCUGAUGCUGAUGGCACAUCCAUUUUGGCAUUGGAGAAGACAGACAAAGGCAUGGAGCUGUUCAUUGACCGCUCCUACUGCUCUGUAAACGACCUGUUCACCAGCUCAGACAUCACAUCCAGCAUGAUGCCCAUCUGCCUCACCUGGACCAAGGCCACCGGCCUUGUGGCAGUGUACUUUGGAGGCGACUAUCAAACCAAAAUCUGCGCAGCCUCUCAGGUUUACACCUUGCCGAGUGGGGGAAUCCUCGAACUUGCAGGAAAAGGGUCAAGCUCGGUCAGUGUGGAUGAUCAGAAUUUGGAUGGCUUCAUGUACAAUUUCCGAUUGUGGGAUUACGCCAUGCCGUACUCUGAGCUGUCUGUCCUCACCUGUGACGUCGAGGGAAACGUCAUUGACUGGGAUCAUCGCUUCUGGACUAUGCCAGGCAGUUAUAUGCAGACUGACAGCACUCUCAGCUGUAUCUGUUACCCAAAUUGCAUUCACUUAACAGCUUCAACUAGUGGCACUGACAUAGCAACUCUUACCCCGGGAACCACGGGUUGUGCUUCCUCUGGACUUGGCUGCCCAGCACCAACUACAUCACCUUUAAUUCAGUCUAACCCACCACCCAUCAACCCUGCUGCUGCUACUAACUCAACUCUGUCCAACCGCAAAACCAAUGAGGAUAUUUUCUACAGAAUAUCCCUAGUGGUUAUUGAUGAACAAGCAAACACAGCAGACAGGGAUGCUAAGACGAUGAUAUCUCAAUGGCUCAAUCAAACAUUUCAAAACUGGAUCUACAGAGUUUAUGUUGAUAGUGUCAGUCUCCAACCUAGCACUGUUCUCUCAAGGGCCACAAAUAUACGACAAACCUACAUGGCCCUGCUGGUGUAUAAGAAUACCACAGAUGUAAGUCUGGCAGAAGCAGAGAUUGAGGACAUAUUGAGAAGUGCCCCUGCAAUUGGCAAUGGCUUGAUAUUGGACGGUGUGAUUGUGAACUUAAUGGAAAACUGCCAGGCCGAGGAGUUCCCAUUUCACUACAGAUGGCCAGAGAGCAGACCCACUGUCACCCAGUACGUCCCCUGUUUCCCUUACAAAGAGCAAAACGCAUCCAGGACUUGUAUGAUUAGCCAGUAUAAUUAUACAUCAUAUUGGACCCUCCCAGACCGUGGAAACUGCACUAACAUAACAAGCAUUUCAGUUUCACAAGAGAAUGCAAUGGAAGUGGCUGUGCAGCUCGCUGACCUCACCAAUAAUGAGCUCUCUAACGAGGAGGUGACACAGGUUGUCUUCAAGGUGAAUGAGCUUGUGAACAUAGCCAAAAUCAACGCCACCCUGGCCAGCACUGUGGUCACUAUCAUCUCCAAUGUCAUGAUCAGCUCAAAGGCGGCUCAAAAGGAAUCCUCAGAGACAGCUCUCAAAGCAGUGGAUAAAAUGGUACAGAAGAUUGAGUUUGAUGGACCCUUACUAACCAUCUCAUCCAAAAAUCUGGCUGUUGGAGUUUCUGCUCUAAACAUCAGCAAUUUUAAUGGGACCACUUUCAGUGCAUUUAUAGCCACAAACACAACAGAGCCUCAGAUUGAUUUUGAGUCAGAAGCCCAGAAUGCUUUGGCUGUGGUCACUCUACCUCCAACACUACUGCAGAACUUGAGUAAUUCACUUAAAGUGUCCAGAAUAAACUUCAUGUUCUUCAGCAAGACAGGACUCUUUCAGCACUUUGGAUCAUUCAUGGAUCAGCAAAGUAACGGCAUGUCCUUGAACAGCUAUGUGGUGGCUAGCAGUGUUGGCAACUUCACAAUCAAAAACCUGCAGGAUCCUGUCAAAAUAGAGAUUGCCCAUCUGGAGUACCAGAGAGAUCCAAAGCGUCUUUGUGUAUUUUGGGAUUUCAGCCUCCAAAAUGAGGAUAGCAUAGGGGGCUGGAACAGUGAAGGCUGCGAGGUCAGUCCGGAGUCCAACAGCAACAGGACCGUCUGCUUGUGUAAUCACCUCACACACUUUGGCAUUCUAAUGGACAUCUCUGGAGCUUCUGCACAGAUAGAUGAGAAGAACAACAGGGUUCUCACUUUCAUUACCUACAUUGGCUGUGGCAUUUCAGCCAUUUUUUCUGCAGCAACACUUCUCACGUACAUCGCUUUUGAGAAGCUGCGGCGAGACUAUCCCUCUAAGAUCCUGAUGAAUCUCAGCACAUCAUUGCUCUUCCUCAACAUGGUGUUUCUUCUGGAUGGCUGGUUGACCUCAUACGAGAUUGAGGGAUUGUGUGUGACAGUGGCUGUUUUUCUGCACUUUUUCCUUCUAACUUCCUUCACAUGGAUGGGCUUAGAGUCCAUCCACAUGUACAUUGCCUUGGUCAAGGUCUUCAACACCUACAUACGGAGAUACAUCCUCAAAUUUUGCCUCGUUGGAUGGGGUGUCCCUGCUUCAAUUGUUAGCAUUGUGUUGGCUGUGGGCAAGAAUUCUUAUGGAAAAAACUAUUAUGGAAAAGGAGAGACUGGUCAGGGCCCCGAAUUCUGUUGGAUUCGUAGUCCGGUUGUAUUCUACGUGACAUGCGUGGGCUACUUUUCCAUGAUAUUCCUGAUGAAUGUUGCCAUGUUCAUCGUGGUCAUGAUCCAAAUCUGCGGUCGUAACGGCAAACGCAGCAAUCGAACACUUCGAGAGGAGAUCCUGCGUAACCUGCGUAGUGUGGUCAGCCUGACUUUCUUGCUGGGCAUGACCUGGGGCUUUGCUUUUUUCGCCUGGGGUCCAGUCAGCUUGGCCUUCAUGUACCUCUUCUCCAUUUUCAACUCCCUACAGGGAUUAUUCAUAUUUGUGUUCCACUGUGCCCUGAAAGAAAAUGUACAGAAUCAGUGGAGGAGGUACUUGUGCUGUGGAAAGUUCCGCUUGGCAGAUAACUCAGACUGGAGCAAGACUGCCACUAAUAAUACCAAGAAAGUGAGUUCCGAUAACCUGGGAAAAUCCCUCUCCUCCAGUUCAUUUGGCUCCACUACAGCCAACUGGACGUCUAAAGCCAAAGCCACACUAAACCCCUUUGCCAGGCACAGUAAUACAGGUAAAAGUUUCUCCAAUCAGAGCAGUCCCAAAUGCAACCCUUCCGACGGAGAGGCUUCCUCGUCCAUCCUCCCUGUCCACCAGGUCCUGGACAAGGUAAAGGGUUACUGCUCCGUGCGCUCAGACAACUUCUACAAAAACAUUAUGAUGUCAGACAGCUUUAGCAACAGCACUAAAUUCUAGUGAGAGGAGGCUGAGACAGAGCCCUGUUCUGGCCCACAGACUUACCUUGUGUGUAAAGACUAUGCUACAUAUUGAGUUAAUAACCCUUCAAGCCCUUCCACCCUCCCCGACUGGAGUAGAGAAACGCAUAACCCUGUAGAGAGGGCAAGCUAUGAAAGUGUGGAUUUGACAUACUGUGAUAUUCAGCUUAUACUGACUAUGUGAUCUGUAAAUAUUCAUAAUAUAUUUUACUAUUUGUGCUUUUUCUAAUUUCGGUUUUGCAUACUUUUUUGCACAUUACUUUGGUUUUUGUUUUUGUAUAUAUAAAUGCAUAAAAGCUUGCUGCAGCAGAAAAAAAAUGGGACCAAUUUACAUCCAAAGACUGACUGGCAAACAUGAGGAGUACUAGUUAGUUUCUCACUUCGGGACUGAAAGAACAAGUACGGUUGGAGCUUGAAUUUUCAUACUUGUGAAUUUCACCUUGAUUUAGCUUUCUUUACCUUACGUUUAUUUUCAAUGUAAAUUAGUGAACCUUUAAUACUUCUAUUUUGCCAUUAUUUAAAUGCUCUCUAUUUUAGUUUUAGUCACAUGAUCUACUACUGAUUAACUUGUUACAGAAAAUGUUAGGUUUUUUUUUUUUUUUACAGUGUGUUCAUUGUUCAAGUGUUUCAGUGCAUGCAGUUUCAUAAAACUGCUCUAAUAGAAGGACAGGACAUCAAGAUCAGUCCUUUGCUAUUUGACGAUAGAAAGGAAAACAACAGCUACAGUAUACACCAAAUCUAACACAUUCAGAUCUUCCUAUUGCUGUAGUUUAAUGACUGUUUUGACUUGGUAUUUAUUUUAAAUGCUUUUAAGAGAUUUCUUUGCUUCAUUGAAGAAAAUGUCAGGAGAGGGAAUGCUUACAGAGGGCUUCUCAGUUUGCUCUGGUCAUCAGUGUAGAUCAUCAUUGUAUAGCGGUUAUGGAUGCUUUAUGAAAAUGUGACAUCCUGCAUAUUAAAUGCACUUAAAACAGA